GCCGGCGCCAUUUAGGACAGAGCCGGCGCAGGCGCUCGUACGCGGGGUUCGCGCUGCGCAUGCGUACGGGUUGAGGUGAGGCGAGGGGCCGGGGUUUGGGGCACCGGUCUCGCCGGGGUAAGCUUCCAGGGACCCGGUGCGAGCAUCCGGCCGCCUGGGGAAGGCCUCCAGCCACCCGCAGUGCGCCUCCAGCUGCCCGGGAGCCCGCAGGUCCCGGCGCCAGCCCGUCUGUCCGCCGGCGCUGAAGGGAAGCCCGGUGUCGCGUUGGCGCCGUCAGGAUGAAGCUGGUGAGGAAGGACCUGGAGAAGGACAACGCGGGGCAGGUGACGCUGAUCCCCGAGGAGCCCGAGGACAUGUGGCACACCUACAACCUACUGCAGGUGGGUGACAGCCUGCGGGCCUCCACCAUCCGCAAGGUGCAGACCGAGUCGGCCACAGGCAGCGUAGGCAGCAAUCGGAUCCGCACCACCCUCACCCUCUGCGUAGAGGCCAUCGACUUUGACUCGCAGGCCUGCCAGCUGCGGGUCAAGGGCACCAACAUCCAGGAGAACGAGUAUGUAAAGAUGGGGGCCUACCACACCAUCGAGCUGGAGCCCAACCGACAGUUCACACUGGCAAAGAAGCAGUGGGACAGUGUGGUGCUGGAGCGCAUUGAGCAGGCCUGUGACCCGGCCUGGAGCGCGGAUGUGGCGGCCGUCGUCAUGCAGGAGGGACUGGCGCACGUCUGCCUUGUUACACCCAGCAUGACCCUCACCCGUGCAAAGGUGGAGGUGAACAUACCCCGCAAGCGGAAAGGGAACUGCAGUCAGCACGACCGGGCUCUGGAGAGGUUUUACGAACAGGUGGUGCAGGCCAUUCAGAGGCACAUCAACUUUGAGGUGGUGAAGUGUGUACUAGUGGCCAGCCCAGGCUUCGUGCGGGAACAAUUUUGUGAUUAUAUGUUCCAGCAGGCGGUCAAGACUGACAACAAGCUUCUGCUGGAGAACAGGUCCAAGUUCCUGCAGGUGCACUCAUCGUCAGGACAUAAGUACGCACUGAAGGAGGCCCUUUGUGACCCAGCUGUAACUAGCCGUCUCUCUGACACUAAGGCAGCGGGUGAAGUCAAAGCCUUAGAUGACUUCUAUAAAAUGCUGCAGCAUGAGCCUGACAGGGCUUUUUAUGGUUUAAAGCAUGUAGAGAAGGCCAAUGAAGCCAUGGCCAUUGAUACCUUGCUGAUCAGUGAUGAGCUUUUCCGGCACCAGGAUGUGGCUACACGUGCCCGGUAUGUUAAAUUGGUAGAUAGUGUACGGGACAACAUGGGUACAGUGCGCAUUUUCUCCAGCCUUCAUGUGUCUGGCGAGCAGCUUGGCCAGCUAACAGGGGUGGCAGCCAUCCUGCGAUUUCCUGUUGCUGAGCUCUCUGACCAGGAAGAUGAAUCAAGCUCUGAAGAGGAUUGAUAACAGUGACUUUAUUCCACAGUUUAUUUCUGAGUCACGUUGAAAUGACGUUAAAGGCUCUCCUUUCUGAAAUCAUGCGUGCAAACAUACCAUGACAUCUAAUUUAAAUUUUGAUAGUAUUUGUUAUAAUACAUACCUCUGCUCACUGCACUAAUGGAUAACUGUUCUAUGGUAAUGGUUAUGGGUAUGCUGUGGAUUGGAGCUGUUUUGCAAGUUAAACUGCGGGCCUCCAGCAGUACAAGAAACUGAUCUGUGUUCCAGAAGCUGGUCAUUCUGCAUGUGAAGGCAGACUGGAAGCUUAAUGUUUUGCAAUGUGUAUGAAAAGAUAAUAAACUUGGAGAAAAUUAUGUCAGACUGUCUUUAUUUCUGUUCAAAUGCUUGAAAGCAGUAUUAUGAAUACAAACUUCUUAAUCCAAGACUUAGCAUAACUAUAGUUGGUUUUCUUAGGAAUUCACUUGCCACAUUUUAGUGUCAUCCCCACUACUCUUUACCCUUCUUCAUAUCUGUUAGGUGUUUCUUAAAGUGUAUGAAUUCAACUGGUUAAUUUUUCGGUGAAAUAUUUGAAGCAAUCUUCUAGAAAACAGACCAUUCAAACUAACAAUUUCUUCCUUAAUGUGGUAGUAGAUGCACGGCAGACUGUGAAGCUCAGUGUGUCCAUUUCAGUUAUCUCUUUGAAUGCUCUUAUCUUGAGAAAUUGUCCUGAGGAUUGACAAGGGAUGUAUGCUAUCAAUGGCUAUGUUCAUGGCAUAUGAAUUGGCAUGGAGGUUAAGUAUCCAGUUCUGUGAAGCCACGUGAAUAUAUGAUUAAGGCUCACAAAAUCAGGUCCCUAGUUUCCAUUAGGAAUCUUUUGACAACUACUACUAUAAAUAAUUUCAUAAUAUGUUAUUGGUCUACCUGUUGCCCAUUUAAAAACAUUUAUAAUAUAGAAGUAAAGAUUACAAAUUUACGAAUAGAAGUUGGCUUAAGACAGUGACAACUCUAAAAAUCAAAAUUACUUAUCAAAUUAUUUAUUUGAUCUGUUGAAAGUGCUGAGAGCCACAGUAAGUUUUACUUCUUUGCGGGACAAAAAAAGUCUUAUGCUGAGGAAGUAUAAGCUCUUUUCAGAUUCUGACAUGUAUGAAUAUGUGAGAAUGAACCUAGGGAAUUGUUUGUUCAAUUUAAGCUAAUGUGUGGUGAUGCAGGUUGUGGGUGUAAAUAAGCAUUUCUUAUUAAAAUGUGGUAGAGGAUAAUGGAACAGGAGAGACUGGAAAAAAACAUUUAGGAAAACACUGAAGUUCUGUGGGUUGAUGUUUUGAUUUUUACACUGCAGUAACAAUUGAGUAAAAACAGUUUGCACAAAAUAAUUUUACCAAAAAAAAUUAAUGGUGCUCUCUUAAUGCUGAUGUGUGCCAGCUCUGUGAAUUUGAUAUUAUCUAUGGUGUAUCAACUGAAAUACCAGCCUAAACUCAUUGAUAGGGAAGUCAUUUUGAGUUAAAAGCCCUUUUUUUUCUGUCUUCCCCACAGAACAGGUAUUCUAAAGAAUGCAUGAACAGCACAUGCAUUAAAGCUGUACUUGAAUAAUACUAUGAUUUUUCUCUUGAAGACAAGCCUGUUAAGAGAGUUGUUUACAGUCAGUUUGUACAGAUCAGCUAUGUUAUUUGAGCUUUAUAGUUUUGUCUUGACUGAUGUUGAGUGCCACACAUCCUCAAAUGGUCAGGUAGGCUCUUUCAUUAGGUAGGACUUGCUAAAUAAAAACAACUUUUUUUCUUUUAAAAAUUUGCCUAUUUAAAUUUUAUACACUAUCAGCUUUAAAGCAACCUGAUUCUUGCUAUAUAUAAAAUUAAAUGUAAAGAAUACAUAUAGCAUGUAGAGGAGUGUAGCCUUCAAUAAAUAUUAUUUAUAUUGUUUUAUAGACAUUCAUUCCUAAAUAUAGUCAAUAACUUCUCUUUUUAAGAUAAUCUUUUACAUUAUUUCCCUUUUUAAAUUACUGCUAAUUUGUUGCAAUUGUACACUAAUGCUACUUACUGUCAGAUUAGUAGUACACCAGGAAAUUCUAAGUUUAAUUCUCAAUGAACUUUAAAAGACAAACCAUACUGUUCCUACACUGUGAAGUUUUUUCUACUUUUUGGACCAAAUUGAAUCCAGUUACUCCAUUUAAAAAGAAAUUGUGAAGAAUUUGCUGUGUACUGUAGAAAGGUUACAAUGACACAAUUACUUUACUUGUGCCUGAGCUAUGGUAGUGUAUCAAUGACAAAAAGUGGCAACCGUUUUGCUACUUACUUGUUUUUUAAGAUGUACCAGCAAGCAUCUGGUAAGAAACUAUAUUCACAGUGAUUCUUUGAAUUAUUUACAAUUAGAAUUUUACACAGACUUUACAAAUUAUGAAUGUUUCUUUUUUUAGCUACUGCUGUCAUUGCAUUAAGCCCCUGAGAGAAAUAUACAACUAGUUGCCCAAAGUAUGGAACGAUGGGAUUUUUUAUUUUUUUAGUAAGCAUUUUAUAGUAAAAUAAAUAUACAUUCAUUCUGUAGACAACUGCAUCCUGUUUCAGGAAACAGCUUAAGGGCUUAGUUUAGAAAGCAGACUAUAUUCAGUAGUGCAGAUGCUUGACCUGGCAUAGUUCCAGGAAUGUUAGUGUCUUUUAAAAUUGAAAGAAUUGUGAGUAGCUGAAACGUUGAUAUCAGCAAAAAAUACUUGUUUGUUAAACACCUUAAAUUCUGUGUAUAGAUAACAUAGACAAAAGAUGCAUGUUACCUGCUGUUCAGAUGAGUAAGUGUUAAAGCUAUGGGAAAAUAAUUUUCAUGUUAUUUCCUUUUGAACUAGAAAUAAAAAAUGAAAAUAAACAUGAAAUAAAA
Molecule: messenger RNA, 4268 nt
Organism: Oxyura jamaicensis (ruddy duck)
Lineage: Eukaryota; Metazoa; Chordata; Aves; Anseriformes; Anatidae
Gene: PELO
Product: pelota mRNA surveillance and ribosome rescue factor
Exons: 2
Coding region: 279-1436 (385 amino acids)
Biological process (GO): RNA surveillance; ribosome disassembly; nuclear-transcribed mRNA catabolic process, no-go decay
Cellular component (GO): cytoplasm
Source: RefSeq, a predicted model, not a curated record